Messenger RNA from Paramecium sonneborni, 929 nucleotides. Lineage: Eukaryota; Ciliophora; Oligohymenophorea; Peniculida; Parameciidae. The record is from the annotation of a GenBank genome assembly.
UAAUAUUGAAAAUGAAAUUUAUAAUUAUUAUUAUCAAUUUCUUUCUUACCAUAAUAUAUCAAAAAAAAGUACAAAGAAAAAUUACAAUAAUAAAAUCAUACAUUCUCUUUCUCUUAAGAUCGAAAGACUUAAAUUAGAAAAAUAACCAUAAAUAUUCUCACUUGAUUUCAAGAUANGAGAUUAUGUUGAUAGAGGAUAUUAUAGUGUAGAAACAGUAUCAUUAUUAUUGGCUUUAAAAGUCAGAUAUAAAGUAUCAAAGAAUUAAAUUAAAAAUAGGAUAGAAUAACUAUUUUAAGAGGAAAUCAUGAAUCAAGAUAAAUUACAUAAGUAUAUGGAUUUUAUGAAGAAUGUGUAAGAAAGUAUGGUAAUGCUAAUCCAUGGAAGUAUUUCACUGAUUUAUUUGAUUAUCUUCCAAUAACAGCGGUCGUUGAAAAUUCAGUAUAUUUUAUAUAAUAUAUAAGAUCUUUGGCUUACAUGGAGGAUUAUCACCUGAUGUAACAACUCUUGAUGAGAUAAGAAGAUUAGAUAGAAUUCAAGAAGUACCUCAUGAAGGUCCUUUAUGUGAUUUAUUAUGGAGCGAUCCUGAUGGUACUUUUAUCAUAAUAUCCAAAGAUCGAAAUGGAUUUAAUACAUCACCAAGAGGAGCUGGCUUUACAUUUGGAACAGAUAUAUCUGAAAAAUACAAUCAUACAAAUGGAUUGACAAUGAUUGCUAGAGCACAUCAAUUGGUUAUGGAAGGAUUUUAAGAAACUCAUGAUAAAAAUUGUGUGACAUUAUUCUCUGCUCCUAAUUAUUGUUAUAGAUGUGGAAAUUAAGCUGCUAUUCUAGAAGUUGAUGAACAUAUGAAUCAAAAUUAUUUGCAAUUUGAUCCUGCUCCUAGAAGAGGUGAACCUCAUUUAACCAAAAAAACACCUGAUUAUUUCUUAUGA